Petromyzon marinus (sea lamprey) is the source of this 717-nucleotide messenger RNA. The record is from RefSeq and is a predicted model, not a curated record. Lineage: Eukaryota; Metazoa; Chordata; Hyperoartia; Petromyzontiformes; Petromyzontidae.
AUGGCGCGGCUGCUGGAGGAAUUCCAGGCUUGGGAAGAGUAUGUUUGUGCAGCAGAGCGAAGUAACUCGACUCUGAAGCGGAGGCUGCAAGAGGCCGAGUGGCGUUUGUCCGCUAGUCAGGCUACCGAGUCUCAGCUGCGGGAAGAGAGCACGAGGGUGCAGGGCGUUGUGCACAGCCUGCAGAAGUCACUGCACCGCUUCCUGGAUGUUGAAGAUGAGAAUGAGGCCCUGAAGCAGAGAGUGAAGGAGAAGGAGCUGGAUUUGGUAGAACUGCAGACGCAUCAUGAUGAGGAGCUGCGGAGGCUGAAUACGGAGCGGCUGGUGGAGCAGGAGAACCACUCGCUGCUCCUCGCCUCCACGCAGCAGGAGGCGGAGCGCAGGGUGGCGGAGGAGGCAGGGCGGCUGCAGGAGGUCAUCGGUCAGCGGCAGCAGGAGGUGGAGACACUCGCAAGGCGGCUGAGCGACGUCGAGAAACAGAAGGGAGCCAAGCUUCUCAAGCUUCAAUACGACACCAAGAUCGCGAAGCUGCAAAGCGCCGCUCUGCUCAGCAAGCAGAGGAGCAGCGGAGCCUCCAACCACGACAUCUUCAGACAGAAGCUGCAGCACCUUCAAGAGAGCAAGGACCAGGAGAUUGCGGCGCUGCAGAGGCAGGUGGUGCAACUGGAGCACAGGCUGCACAUGGAGCAAGACUCGCUGCCAAAGAGACGAAGGCUGUAA